CAGGUGGUUCAAAACAGCAGCAAGAGCAUCUUAGCCUCAGAGACAGAGACGAGGAGCCUGGAGAUUAAAACACUCAGAGUCCUGGAGACUUUUUCUUAAGCAUCACAUUGUGGCUCGUGGUCUAAUCAGUGUCUCCAUGUCAUCACAGUGCCUGAGCAGCAUCCUAACUAAUGCCAACCUCGCCAUGUAUCAGACUGGCCCCCUCGAGGUCCUGCCGCAGCAGCUCCCCAGCAUCAACAGCCUUCAGAUCAGCAGUUUAGCCUACAGCUCCAGCAUGAGCGGCCAGUGGUACAGGCAGGUCAGCCCGCACUGCUGGACAGCAGAACAUGUUCUGGAAUGGAUCAGCGACCACGUGGAGAGCACCAAGGUUGAUGCAAGCACCCUAAGCCUGGCUCUCUGCAGCAUGGACGGGCCUGCUCUCUGCCAGAUGAGCAGGGAGCAGCUGAUCGGGGUCUUCGGCCCACAGCUCGGCCUCCAACUGCACCAGAGUCUGCAAGAACACAAGACCAAAUAUGAGCUGCACAGCCUGUCAGGACCGGAGCUGAGCGAGACCUGCCAACUGCUGGACCACUUCCUGGACAACCUCAACUAUCCUUUGCUCAGCACCAUUAGAAUUGGCCAAGCUGAAGAAGCCAUUAGCAAGAGGGACUUGGACUACAGGGAUGAUUAUGAACUGACUAGUCUGAGCAUGGGGCCACUGGAGGACCUGUCUGAUAACCAGUCUGACAGCGAGCUCAGCUCCUCCUCCAACAGUGGCAUGUUUGACUUCACAAGUCUCAGCUCACAGGAGUCUGGAGAAUCAGACCCAGAGUUCUCCUACCCUCUGAUUUCAAAGAACCACAUCAAAACGGAAAAAGGAGAGUCUCGACUGAAGCGGCCCCGGGGGAGACCUCCCAAAGUCAGCAGAGAGCACAGCUGCAGCAGUUAUGAGAAUCACAAAAAGAAACAACACGCGCCCCGUGGAACUCACCUAUGGGAGUUCAUCAGGGACAUUCUGAUCCACCCCGAGAGGAACCAGGGCCUGAUGAAGUGGGAGGACCGCCGGGAGGGUGUCUUUAAGUUCCUGAAGUCCGAGGCUGUGGCCCAGAUGUGGGGCCAGAAGAAGAAGAACAGCAGCAUGACGUACGAGAAACUCAGCCGGGCCAUGAGGUAUUACUAUAAAAGAGAGAUCCUCGAGCGAGUCGACGGCCGGAGGCUUGUUUACAAAUUUGGAAAAAACUCCAACGGCUGGAAGAUGGAGGAGAUGGGAAUGGGCAUGUGAGGCCCAAUCGUUGGGCGGUGGCUACAAUCAGAGCAGUUGUUCCAGAUAUAAUAUCUGUGUGGCCUCUCUGAAGAUAAACUGAGUAGCUGCCCUUGAUGUUUAAGACACUCACUUCCUCUCAAAAGGAAGGUGUUGCAGAAAAUGUAAGCCAUCGUUUUUGGCUGUAGUAGGUUUUAUGAACCAAUGUUAAUAUUGUACCUAUUUUGCCUUUCUGAUCUCCAGUGUAAAAACUGUACAUAGUAACGAAAAGUAAUAUCGUUUGGACACUUGUGAGUUUCUGUAAGUCACUAAAUGGUGACAAAAGAACAACAUUCACUCUUCUUUAGUGGUGUAGGACUCACCCUGGUCUGUCACUAUGAAUUGUGUUUAAGCAUAUGGGAGUUGUUGACUAUUUUGAGGCACUAAAAUAUAAUAUCCUUUUUCUGAUAUUACUUUUAUUUUAAAAGGGUGAAUCAUUGGUUUUACAUAUAAAUGUAAAAUCAGUUUUAGAUUCUGAAUGUCAUACUGGUGAAGGACAGAUCAGGAACAGAGAGCACUGGUGAAAUGAAUACAGAAAUGAUAUGCACUACAUGUCUAUUGGUAUCACUUAUUAUAAAGUGUAUUUACACAAUGUAUAAAGCAGGUUCGAUGAAUGAGGGUGACCUAUAAAAACAGUUUGCCAGUCAGUUGCACACUGUCACUGUGUGUAUGUGAUUUAUUAUUGUGUUAAUGUGAGUGAUGAAUUCAUGUCAUAUUGAUUCGUUGUAUUGUGAUUUUUUUUAAUGCUGUACUUAUAAAGAAUGUGAAAAUUGAUAAUUGUGAAUGUCAAACUUACAUGAUACAGUCACCACCCAGAUCACAGGAUUUCUUAAAUAAAACAUCUAUUUUGA
Molecule: messenger RNA, 2130 nt
Organism: Gymnodraco acuticeps
Lineage: Eukaryota; Metazoa; Chordata; Actinopteri; Perciformes; Bathydraconidae
Gene: elf3
Product: E74-like factor 3 (ets domain transcription factor, epithelial-specific)
Exons: 9
Coding region: 137-1261 (374 amino acids)
Biological process (GO): cell differentiation; regulation of transcription by RNA polymerase II
Cellular component (GO): nucleus
Molecular function (GO): DNA-binding transcription factor activity, RNA polymerase II-specific; sequence-specific DNA binding
Source: RefSeq, a predicted model, not a curated record